This is a messenger RNA of Penicillium pulvis, 1728 nucleotides long. RefSeq names its product amidophosphoribosyltransferase. Gene Ontology annotation, biological process: purine nucleobase biosynthetic process; purine nucleotide biosynthetic process. Gene Ontology annotation, molecular function: amidophosphoribosyltransferase activity. The record is from RefSeq and is a predicted model, not a curated record. The transcript has 3 exons. Gene Ontology annotation, cellular component: cytoplasm. NCBI's taxonomy places the organism in Eukaryota, Fungi, Ascomycota, Eurotiomycetes, Eurotiales, Aspergillaceae. The coding region runs from base 1 to 1728 and encodes 575 amino acids.
AUGUGUGGAAUUAUCGCUUUGAUCCUGGCAAACCCCUCCGCCGCUGCUGCGGUCGACCUUCACGAGGCCCUGUAUCUCCUCCAACAUCGUGGUCAGGAUGCUGCUGGUAUUGCGACCUGCGCCUCUGGUGGCCGAAUCUACCAGCUGAAGGCCAACGGUAUGGCUGCUAAGGUUUUCCAUGAUGGUGCCAAGAUUGCCAACCUUCCUGGUUCAAUGGGUAUCGCUCACCUGCGUUACCCUACGGCUGGUAGCAGUGCCAAUGCCGAGGCACAGCCCUUCUAUGUGAACAGUCCUUAUGGUAUCUGCUUUGCGCACAACGGAAACCUGAUUAAUGCGCCCGCACUUAAGAAGCACCUGGACCUGGAGGCACACCGUCAUAUCAACACUGAUAGUGACAGUGAACUUAUGCUCAACAUCUUCGCUGAUGAGCUGAGCGAGACCAAGAAGGCCCGCGUGAACAAAGAGGAUCUCUUUGCCAGUUUAAGCCGUGUCUAUGAGCGCUGUGAGGGUGGCUGGGCCUGCACUGCUCUGCUUGCUGGCUUUGGACUCAUCGGUUUCCGUGACUCCUACGGUAUCCGUCCCCUGAUUCUUGGCUCUCGUCAAUCCCUGGAUGGCGAAGGCACUGAUUACAUGAUGGCAUCUGAGUCCGUUGCUCUGGACCAGCUUGGUUUCAACAACCACCGUGACAUUCAGCCCGGUGAGGCUGUUAUCCUGGAGAAGGGUUGCGAGCCGGUCUUCCAGCAAGUGGCCCCCAAGCGGGACUACGCCCCUGAUAUUUUCGAGUAUGUCUACUUUGCUCGGCCAGACUCCGUUAUGGAUGGAAUCAGUGUGUACCGCAGCCGUCAGCGCAUGGGUGACCGUCUUGGUGCCCGUAUUCUGAAGGUUCUCGGACCCGAGGUCGUCAAGGAUAUUGACGUGGUUAUUCCCAUUCCUGAGACCUCAACUACUUCCGCCAGCCAUGUUGCUCAAUACUUGAAUAAGCCCUACUGCCAUGGUUUCGUGAAAAACCGUUAUGUGUUCCGCACGUUCAUUAUGCCUGAGCAGAAGACUCGCCAGAAGGGUGUCCGCCGCAAGCUCAAUGCUAUGAAGGCUGAGUUCAAAGACCGCAAUGUCCUGCUUGUUGAUGACAGCAUUGUCCGUGGUACCACCAGUCGCGAGAUUGUCAGCAUGGCUCGUGAGGCUGGAGCUAAGAAGGUCUACCUGGCCAGUUGUGCUCCUGAGAUCACACACCCCCACAUCUACGGUAUCGAUUUGGCUUCUCCGCAGGAGCUGGUUGCUCACAACCGUGAUACCGCAGCCAUCGCCCGCCACAUCGGCGCUGAGAGCGUUGUGUUCCAAACUCUGGACGAUCUCAAGGGCGCCUGUGCCGAGAUCGCCAUCGAGAACGGCCAAACAGAACCUGUCAACUUCGAAGUUGGUGUUUUCUGCGGUAGUUACGUCACCCCUGUGGGUGAGGGCUACUUCGAUCACCUAGAGGAGGUCCGCGGUGAAGGCCGCAAGAACAAGGCUCUGGACAAGGCCAAGGAGGCCGUUGCUCACGGCUUUGCCAGCACCACUGAUUACCAGAUUGCCACCAAGGGAGUCGCAGUUGACACUAAUGGCAAGAUCAUCCCUGCCGAGGAUGAUGUGCAACAAACCCGCACCAAGCCCUCCCAUGAGGAGCGAUCCAACCCCAAGGUGGACGACCGCAUGGACAUCAGCAUCCACAACAUGGCUGACCACCCAUAA